Helianthus annuus (common sunflower) is the source of this 853-nucleotide messenger RNA. RefSeq lists its product as uncharacterized. Gene Ontology annotation, molecular function: protein serine/threonine kinase activator activity. Lineage: Eukaryota; Viridiplantae; Streptophyta; Magnoliopsida; Asterales; Asteraceae. Bases 128 to 832 code for a protein of 234 amino acids. The transcript is spliced from 7 exons. The record is from RefSeq and is a predicted model, not a curated record.
GACCCAAAAAAAACGUCCCUCUUCCGAGAAGCUUCUGAAGCACCCGUUUUUUAGACAUGCAAAAACCACUGAUUAUCUAGAGCGUUCCAUACUUGAUGGUCUUUCUCCGUUAGGUGAUCGUUUUAGGAUGCUAAAGGCCAAAGAAGUAGAUCUUCUUGUACAGAACAAAGAAUUAUACGGAGAUAAGGAACAAUUAUCACAGCAAGAGUAUAUAAAAGGAAUUAGUGCCUGGAAUUUUAACUUGGAGGACAUAAAGAAUCAAGCUGCACUUAUCAAGGAAUAUGACGAAAUUUCAAAUCUAGAAGAACCAAAAACUUCAAACCAACAAAAUGGGAUCAAUGAUAAUUAUUCAGAUGCUAAAUCUCAAGAUACAGCUGAUGAAAUUGUUAACUUGGAGAGUUCAUUUGCAUCGUUUCCUACUCCGUCUCUUCAAGCACUUAAGGGAUGUUUUGAUAUUUGUGAAGAUGAUGUGGCAACUGUCAGCCCAACUGAACAACCCCCUGUACAGCUGUCAAUGAAAGCUAGCGACCAAGAAACCGAUAAAGACAACGACAUUAAGCACCUUGGACGAAUUAAAUCUUUACAAAAAACAAGUAUCCCCGGACCAAGAAAAUAUAUGAGCGGUUCACUGCUACCGGAUAAUGUUAGUUCUCCUAAAAAGUUAAUGAGCAACGGUGAAAGCGACCUUCACCAACUGAAGUUUCAAGUGGAACGUAGUAGCAGUGGCCCAAUACAACAUAUUCAGAGGAAUAGUUUGACCAACUCUUUGUCAGGUGCAUGGGUGAAUAUCUUCCCACUUAGGAGGAGAUGCUUGAAUCACAGGUUAGCAUAAAUCUCCUAUAUUCACUGGUCA